Molecule: messenger RNA, 2871 nt
Organism: Porites evermanni
Lineage: Eukaryota; Metazoa; Cnidaria; Anthozoa; Scleractinia; Poritidae
Source: the annotation of a GenBank genome assembly
AUGUCUUCAGGUGCAGCUGUUCUAACAGUUAAUACUUCCAGUGGUACCUGUCCUUAUGAGACAAAGGAAUCCCCGGGCGAGCCUUCGCUCAGUCAGAAAGAUGCAUCCCAUAAAAAACCGAUCCAGCAACUUUCAGGGUUUUUUCUAGGAGUACUAGCAGCGUUAGUGGCAACUGUUGUUGCUGUUCAAUGGUACAAAAAAAGGAAAAGACUAUGCCAGAGCAACGACAAUGACGCUCAACAGAGCGAGAGCAACAACAGAGCAACAACAGAACAACAGAGCAUUCCAGAACUGCAGCGUAAGAGAAUUUUUAUAAUAUUCAAGUUUCGGGGUUUUGGCUUUUAAGGAAAGUGUAAAUACUUCAGAAAUGUAGAGAGGAAUUUUAAUGCUAUGUAAAUGCGAAGGACAGCUAUGAUGUACAGUCUUCUUUUUUCACGAAUGUCUGCUUGCUCAUCGCUAACUAAAAAGGUCAUUUUUUUUAUCCAGGCGGUUUAAAUACUUUAAUCAGAGAUGUUACACAUGAGGACCGGGAGUUUAUUGCCAGUCGGCUCGACGAUAAGGACCCUGAUGGUAAGCUACCAGUUUAUUAAGUUCGAUAUCCAUCAGACUUUCACUUUUAUUUGCAAAAUAUUAUUUAUUAGUAUGAUAAUUUUAUUGAUGAUUAUCGAAAAUAGAGCGCUAUGAUUGGCUAGGAGCUUCACUUCAUCCCGCCAUAAUCACCGCGCGGUGAUUAUAGCAUUGAAGACUAGCAGUUUUCAAAACGGCAGCCAGAUUGUUGAUGUUUCGGAGUCGGAAAUUGAUCAAUAAUUUUAUUUUCUCGAAUAAUCAUCAAUGUAAUAGACCAUUUUUCAGUUGUGGACUAAGCACCCUAGCCUUCGAGUGAAUGUGAGGCUAACGGUGAGCACGGUUUUGAUACAAACCUCCUUUGCUUUGUUAUGGAAAUUGUACCUGAAAAAUACUGGUUAACAUAAGAAUAACUUGAUUUACAUGACAAAGCAAGAAGGUUUGUAUCAAAACAAGGUCAACUCCAGCCUCGGUUCCAUACAUAACUGUAAAAUGGCCUAUUAUACUAAAACAAUUAGUCGCAUCAGGCCACGUGAUUAUCCUCGAAUAGUCACCACGACUUCGUCUCGGUGACUAUUCGCCGAUAUUCACGUCACCUUCGGCGAGUAAUUGUUAAAUAGUGCAUUCACUAUAGACCUUGUUCCGUUUUUUCGACGCCAUCUUGACGAGUAGGCAAACGCGUGAGAAAUUACAGUGACUGUAUGAGAAUCUAAUGUCGAAUAAUUUCCGUAGAACGGCUGUUCUGAAAAAAAUAUGAUUCGUAAACUAAGCUUCACUCCUAAGGAUUCUCCUGAAAAAAAUUGAGGGCGUUACAUGCACUAGAGGACCUAGAACCACUUUUUAAAAUUUUCUAUACAUUUGUCUAUAAGAAACUUCCGGGAAAAUUACAGACAAAUAUAUGGAAAAUCUAAAGAAAGCCUCUGGAGAAAUUGAAGCACAAGUACCGCUCCAAAUUUUUUUAGGACAAUCCGUUGCUUUGUAGCUUUAGUUUACAAUUGAUAUUUUUUUCAGAACAGUCGUUUUACGGAAAUUAUUCGACAAUAGAUUCUCAUACAAACACUGUAAUUUCUCACACGUUUGCCUACUCGUCAGGACUAUUAGAGACCGUGGAAAUGACGUGUUAAUGGCGCAAUUCGUUUUUCUGUGUCUCUCGCGGGCAAUAAAUUUAAAACACUGCAUCGGAAACGGAAGUUCCAACAAAUAGACGACAAACAAUUCAAUUGUUUGUACUCUGACAGGCCAUAGAAAUGAACUAUGAAAGCUUAAACCUUAAACCGUGGAAAAUUUUUGUCUAUUUGUUUUUACAACAACACCAUUUUUAUCGUCCAUGGUUUUUAACGUUUCUUGGAACAUCGCGCGCGCGACAGAAAGAAAAACAAAUUGCGCCAUCAUCAUGCAGUGGAACCUCGAUUUAACGAAGUGCCAAGGGACUGGGGAAAUUUUCUCGUUAAAUCGAGGGUUCGUUAUAUCGAACUCCUCCAUUUAACGAAUGGUCGGGAAAACUACCAAAAUGUCCGUUAUAUCGAGGUAUAGUUAAUAAUUAAUUUACAAAACCCAUCAUUUCCGGAUCUGAAAAAUUACUGUAAUAACACUUCAGUACCAAGCUAUGCAUAGCUACGGCACUAGAAACUCAAGAACACAUAAAUUUUAUCGUUGUUGGUCUCUGGCAUUUAUCUUUUAUCACAUGGUGAUAUUUGUUCGUUAUAUCGAGGCAAACUUUACGUUUGGGCUUGUGGAUCGUGUUCGUUAUAACGAGGAUUUCUUUAAAUCGAGGUUCGUUAAAUCUAGGUUCUGUUCCAUACAUUUUACUGUAGUUUUGGCCGGGCUGAAGAAAAUCGUUCGUUAUACCGAGAACUUCGUUAUAUAGAGAUUCGUUAAAUCGAGGUUCCACUGUAGUUAUUUCAGAGGCCAUGAGGGCGAGAGGAAUAAUUAUUUUAGUAAAAUCUAACUAGUUUGUUGUAUUACGGUGGGGGUAUGUAUUUGCGUGUACGUUCGACGGUUAAAGUAUUCUUCUCCAACUUUUUUUUUUAAAUACUUACAACAGUAUGUCUUGUACUCUUGAAGUAAAUGAACUUCCUUACAUAUUGAACUACUGUAAACGUUUUACACUUUGUGCUCACGUGUUUUAAUUCAGGAUUCUACUACUGGGAGAAGGUUGCCGAGAAACUUGGAGUCGAAACGGAUCGGUGGAGAGUCAAUCCAACUGACAAGCUACUAUCAGCGUUUGCUGAAAGGAACGAUAGUACUAUAGUACUAGAAGUUAAUCGGGGCUUCCCAGGAGGCAGGACUGCCUCUUCUCGCCAGUGA